Ochotona princeps (American pika) is the source of this 1919-nucleotide messenger RNA. RefSeq names its product suppressor of cytokine signaling 4 (gene SOCS4). Gene Ontology annotation, biological process: negative regulation of epidermal growth factor-activated receptor activity; intracellular signal transduction; positive regulation of proteasomal ubiquitin-dependent protein catabolic process. The transcript is spliced from 2 exons. The record is from RefSeq and is a predicted model, not a curated record. Gene Ontology annotation, cellular component: phosphatidylinositol 3-kinase complex. The coding region runs from base 379 to 1701 and encodes 440 amino acids. Gene Ontology annotation, molecular function: 1-phosphatidylinositol-3-kinase regulator activity. Lineage: Eukaryota; Metazoa; Chordata; Mammalia; Lagomorpha; Ochotonidae.
CACCGCGCUCGCUCCCGGCGCGAGGGACCGAGCCGGGGAGAGAGGGAAGCAGGGAGGGAGCCGGACGCGGAAGUGGUGGCGGCGGCGGCGGCGGCGGCGGCGACCGCGAGGUCUCGGACUGGUCCCACGCGCCGAGGGACGGGCUGCAGAACCCGCUUUGGAAAACCCGAGCGAGGGGCAGGAGCGCUGGGGCCUCCUGUCCUCCGCUUCGACGAGCUCCCACAGUGAUGGUGAUGGUGAUGGCGACUGCGCCUCGGACCGCCCCAGUCCAGCUGCACCCCGGGAGACACAUCCAGAAAGUGCCCAGAAGAAACAUCCUACUGGAAAAACUGAAAAAGCACCAUUUAUAACCCUGGAAUCUGUGGAUAAUUUCUCAAAAUGGCAGAAAGUGGUGAAAGCAAUAGUCAAAAUGUAGAUGUAAGGCCCAAAACUAGCCGAAGUAGAAGUGCGGACAGAAAAGAUGGUUAUGUGUGGAGUGGAAAAAAGUUAUCUUGGUCCAAAAAGGGUGAGAGCUGUUCAGAUGCUGCAACACUGAGCACUGUGGAGAAAGCUGACAUUCCUCUGAGGAGCCGAGAACGGAAGCACAGCUGCUCGUCCAUCGAGCUGGACUUGGACCAUUCCUGUGGGCACAGGUUUUUGGGCCGAUCUCUGAAGCAGAAGCUACAGGACGCUGUCGGUCAGUGUUUUCCAAUAAAGAAUUGCAGUGGUCGGCACUCUUCAGGGCUUCCAUCCAAAAGAAAAAUCCAUAUCAGUGAACUUAUGUUAGAUAAGUGUCCUUUCCCACCUCGAUCAGAUUUAGCCUUUAGGUGGCAUUUUAUUAAACGACACACUACUCCCUUAAAUCCCAAAUCGGAUGAAUGGGUAAGCACAGAUUUGUCUGCAAGUGAACCACGGGAGGGUCACGUAAAACAGAGAAGGAACAUGGAAGAGGUAGACUGUUUCUCACAUGCCAGUGUCCCACCCUGUGUCAUAACAACCAGUGGUGCUUUGUGUACAGUCAGUCCUGUGGCUGACUCAGUGAUGAACCUGGCUUCAAGCCAGAGCAUAGAAGAUAGCGAUAUGGAUUCUGAUGAUGAAUCUGUAACACUUUGCACAAGUUCCAGGAAAAGAAACAAACCCAAAUGGGAAAUGGAUGAUGAACUCCAGCAAUUGGAAACCCCUCCUAAGUACCACACGCAGAUUGAUUACGUCCACUGCCUUGUCCCGGACCUCCUUCAGAUUAACAAUAAUCCAUGUUACUGGGGAGUUAUGGACAAAUAUGCAGCCGAAGCUCUGUUAGAAGGAAAACCUGAAGGCACCUUUUUACUUCGAGAUUCAGCACAGGAAGAUUAUUUAUUCUCUGUCAGCUUCAGACGCUACAGCCGUUCUCUCCAUGCUAGAAUUGAACAGUGGAAUCACAACUUCAGCUUCGACGCCCAUGACCCCUGUGUCUUUCAUUCCCCUGACAUCACUGGCCUCCUAGAACAUUAUAAAGAUCCCAGUGCCUGUAUGUUUUUCGAACCACUUCUGUCCACUCCUUUGAUGCGGACAUUCCCCUUUUCCCUGCAGCAUAUAUGCAGAACAGUUAUUUGUAAUUGUACAACUUACGAUGGCAUUGAUGCCCUCCCAGUACCCUCUCCGAUGAAAUUGUAUCUGAAGGAAUAUCACUAUAAAUCAAAAGUUAGAGUUCUCAGGAUUGAUGCACCGCAACAGCAGUGCUAGGGAAAGGCCAGGAACAUGGGAAGAAUUGGAUGCGGAUUUUUUACUAGUUUUGGUUUGGUUUGGUUUGGUUUUUCGUUGGGCCAUUUUGAAUUUUUUUCAAAGUCAGUUGACAUCCAAAACAGUCCUCUGAUCAGAUUCUUCCUCCAGGUUAGUUGGUUUUUCAUGUGAUGCACUGAUUGCUUAAGGUUGUGCCUUAGCGGGUAACUGGUUUUUUGUUU